Messenger RNA from Biomphalaria glabrata, 843 nucleotides. RefSeq names its product placenta-specific gene 8 protein-like. The coding region runs from base 146 to 682 and encodes 178 amino acids. Lineage: Eukaryota; Metazoa; Mollusca; Gastropoda; Planorbidae. The record is from RefSeq and is a predicted model, not a curated record. The transcript is spliced from 5 exons.
UAGGAAGUCACGGAGAUUGACCGAAAACAGUCCCUGUCGUAUCAGGAAGGUAAAAAUAGUCAAAUUUGUCAUCGGCAUAUCACUUGAGGUGGUUACAGCGACUGUCAGACAUCUAGUUUCACUGCAAGAGGACAUAACUCCUGCCAUGGCUGAGCUCGCCGUUCAUAAGAGACAUGAUCAGCCUUUUUCGGGAGUGACAACCAGUCAGCCCUAUUCUUCUCAUGCAUCUCCGCAUCACCCGCAUCACCCGCCACAUAACUGGAAGCCCCAUGGGGCGCCUAUGCAACAGCAGAUGAACACUAACACCAACAUCGUCAUCAACAACCAAACUGUCGCCACUGGGCGCCCUGCACAGCGAGCUUGGAGCCACGGUCUGUUUGGCUGUUUCUCUGACAUCAGCAGUUGCUUGAUGGCGUUGUUCUGCCCAUGUUGCCUCCAAUGCGGUAUCCUCCAAGACAUGGGCGAGUCCUGCUGCUCUUCUUGUCUCUACGUGUCCCUGUGUAGCCCGAUAACACUCUUUGGCCUCAGAGCUCUCAUGAGAGGCAAGGAAAACAUCCAGGGCACUUUAUACAAUGACCUCUGCUUGACCGCAGGCUGCCUUUCUCCAUGCUGUCACUGCUGUGCCUUGGCCCAGCUUGCACAUGAGGUCAAGAUUGUGAAGAAUGUCAAAGGUUAUGUGUAACGUCUCCAAGGUCAACAAGAAAGCAGUUAUAAAAUAACUUUUGAUGAAGAUGCUGUUUUAAGAACAUAGGCGAAUUCAAAAAAAUAUAAGAAAAUGUUUGUAUAAAAAAUAUAGUCAUAUUUAUGUGAUAAAUUUACAUAUAUAUUUAUAUAUCAAAUUUU